Molecule: messenger RNA, 4995 nt
Organism: Daldinia caldariorum
Lineage: Eukaryota; Fungi; Ascomycota; Sordariomycetes; Xylariales; Hypoxylaceae
Exons: 3
Coding region: 242-4651 (1469 amino acids)
Biological process (GO): endocytosis; endosomal transport
Cellular component (GO): plasma membrane; cytoplasm
Molecular function (GO): calcium ion binding; protein binding
Source: RefSeq, a predicted model, not a curated record
UGAUUGCUUCAACUGGUUUCAACUGGCUUCGUCAUUCUAGUCAUUCUACAACAUCAAACAGAAUUUCUACAGACUUGACAUUCUUUACUUUACCACCACCAUCAUCAUCAUCAUAAUCAUCAUCAUCGACGAGCAGUAGUAACUUGGGUCCUCAGGACCUCCCUAAUCUUCACCCCUAGAAAAACCCCCUUCUCUCUCACUAUAACUUCAUUCUAGGUCUAGGGAUAGUCGAACUGGCGUUAUGUAUUCCAAUUCUAAUUCGUUCAUGGGCGGCAACAGCCUGCGACCCGGUCCCCAGCAGUAUGUCAAUACGUACGGCGUGGGAGCCGGCGUUCCGGGUCAACAGCCUCAACAGCAACAGCAACAGCAGCCGGGACAGCAGCAGCCGAGUCCAUUCGCACCGCAGCCGACGGGAUAUGGGCAGGCUCCCCUAACCCAGCAGUAUACGGGCUUUCCUGGUACGCAAGGCUUACAAUCACAACCUACAGGAAUGGCUUUGAAUAUCCAGCAGCCUCAGUUACAGCCUCAGUUCACUGGAUAUCCCGGGCAAGCUCCUCAACAGCAGAACUUCCAAACGGGUGCUCCGCCGGUACCGCAAAUUCCCUCUCAAUUUCAAUCCCAAUUCAACCAGCAACAGCCUCAAAGCUCGUUUACGCCAGCCGCUUCGCAACCCCCGCCCCAAAUAUCCGCGCCCGCCCCGGCAAUCAAACCUCAACCGACAGGCUUCAGCGCGAUGGCUGCUUCGUUCAAGACAGGAGGCGCGACCGAAUCUCAAGCGGCGGGUCGAGCUCAUAAGCCUGCGAACAAGAUACCGAAUAUUAGGUUAUCCUUUAUCACGGCCCAAGAUCAAGCCAAGUUUGAGACGCUGUUCAAAUCAGCCGUGGGAGACGGAAACACAAUGUCUGGAGAGAAAGCUCGGGAUCUGUUAUUACGAUCGAGACUUGAUGGAGACUCUCUAUCACAUAUCUGGACUCUCUCGGAUACCACCCGAUCAGGCGAAUUGCACUUCCCGGAAUUUGCGCUAGCUAUGUACCUCUGCAAUCUGAAGCUUGUGGGCAAAGCGCUUCCCGGAACUCUACCAGACCAUAUCAAGAAUGAGGUAUCAAGUAUGGUCGACAUAAUCAAUUUCAGUAUCGCCGAAGAAGCUGCCAGCUCCGGUGGUGCGAGCAAUGCUCAGGAUUUCACCAGGCAAAACACUGCCACUCCACCGACAAUUCAGCACCCUCAGCCCUUAUCAUCUAAUUCCCAGUUGCUCCAAGCACAGAUGACGGGAAUUCCGAGUCAGCCGACAGGAUUCCCUGGUCAAGGAUUACAGACACAGCAAACUGGAUUUCUAGGUGGCCUGAAUAAUCCGCAGCCAACCGGUUACAACGGGCCUCUGCCGCCAAUACCACCAAUGCCCACGGGGUUUCCCGGCGGGUUGUCUCCAGCUAGCGCGCUUCCUCUCAACGCGCAGCCAACUGGAAGACCCGGUCAAUGGGGCCUAGUCAACGCUCCGGCAACCGGGCUCCCUAAUAUCGAUGCCUUACAGGCCCGAAUGAUGCCACAAGCAGGCCGCGAACAGCAGAAUUAUACUACGGCAGGCUUGUCGGGCAACGCAGUGAUCCCCUGGGCCAUUACCAAGGAUGAGAAAACCCGCUACGACCAAUUGUUCCGGGCGUGGGAUGGCCUAGGCAAGGGAUUUAUUGGGGGCGACCAGGCUAUAGAAAUAUUUGGGCAAAGCGGUCUUGAGAAACCUGAUCUUGAGCGGAUAUGGACUCUUGCGGAUAACGGAAAUAAGGGCAAGCUCAAUCUCGACGAAUUUGCCGUAGCUAUGCACCUGAUUUACAGGAAGCUAAACGGCUACCCGGUGCCCAAUGUUCUACCACCCGAGCUUGUCCCGCCGUCUACUCGCAAUUUCACCGAGUCACUUGGUACUAUCAAAUCUAUGCUAAACCAGGAGUCUGAUUUCCGCAAGACAUCAGGAGCGUCCUUACUUCCUCAAAAGACGGGCGUCAGCUACUUGAAGAGUCAUUCCUUCAAGGGGAACGCCGGUGGGUUGAACGCUGGGCGGAAAGAUGCGACAGUGUUCAAAAACAAUGACGAUCAGGUCGGGUACCGGUCGAGCGCGCGACGCAGGGUCGGGAAUUCAUCCCCCCGGCCAGAGUCACCUGCGUCUACUACGUCAAACGAAGAACUCUCUAUUGACCAGCUCAAGAAGAAGAUCCGAGAAAAGCAAGUCCUUCUGGAUGCCAUGGAUUUCAAGGACGAGACAGCCGCUGAAGAGGAUGAUAUCCUUGAUAGACGCGAUCGCCGCGAGGCUGACGAGCUAUAUCGUCGCAUUAGACGGAUACAGGACGAUAUUGACGCUCAUCCUGAUGCAGCUCUUGCAAGUGGUGAUUCCGAAGCUGAGAGAAGGGCUCUCAAGCGCCAGCUACAAAACCUUACCGAUAAAAUUCCUGAGCUAGCUUCCCAGGUUAGAAAGACGGAAAAGGCUAUUGCCGAUGCCAGGCUCGAGCUCUUCCGGCUCAGGGACGCGAAGGCGCAUCCCGGAAGUGCCUCUAAUAUUAUCGGUACUGGUCCGGGUGGCACGAUCACCGAGUCUGACCGUCUCAAGGCUAGAGCUAAAGCCAUGAUGCAGCAGAGGACUGCUGCGCUGACUGGCAAGAAGAUAGACAUUGGCGAUGACGAAGGAGAAGCGGCGAAGCGACUAGAAGAGGAGAGCAUUAAGGUACGAAAUGAGAGGGAUACCAACGAGAGCAUGGUCCGCGACGUGGAGGAAAGUGUCCGAGAGUUCUCUCGGGGUAUCGAAGACAACCUUAAAGAAGGCAGCCAAAGCGCAGCCAACGAACAUGAGAGAAGAAGAUGGGAAGACGGCCUGGGUGUGGAGGAUGAAGUUCGAGACUUCAUAUUUGACUUACAACGUUCGAGCCGGGCCGCGAGAAUCAGAGCUCAAGACCGCAAGGGCGGACGAGCACCCACAGCCGAGCCUGUCAAGGCGGAGGCACCGCCAACUCGCUUGGAUAGUCCUUCAGCAAGCAGCACUGCUACACCGCCAACUAGCCGAUCACCAGCGCCGGGUGGCUCGUACUCGUCAUACAAAACUCCGGAAGAGAGGGCCGCAUUCAUCAAGCAGCAAGCAGAGCAGCGCAUGGCUGAGCGCCUUGCAGCUCUUGGAAUCAAGACGCCUUCCAAACCCGGGGAGACUGCUGCCCAGAAAUUAGAACGUGAGAAGGCAGAACGUGCUGCCAAGCGUCGACAGGCAGAAGAAGAAGAUGCCCGACGUGAACAAGAGCGGCAAGCUAGAAUUGCUGAAGAGCAGGGUGUAGCUCCUCCCGCACCCGCACUCAAAACAGAGGGCAAGAAACCACCGCCGCCUCCUUCAAGGAAGAGUGGGAAACAUGACGAUACGUCUACCGCAGGGAGAGCCGAGGAGGACGAAGCUACGAAGAAAGCCGAAGAAGAGGCAUCGAGGAAGGCCGAAGAGCAGCGUCUCUCCAGGGAGCACGAAGAGCAACAGCGAGCUACUCAGCAAAUGGAGGAUGAGGCCAGGCAACAAGAGCAAGAGCUCGCAAAUGAGCGCGAAGCUGCCUCCGCCCGUCUCAAGGCUCUGGAGGAACAGGUCCGCCAAGGCAAACUCAAGAAGGAGGAAGAAAAGAAAAAGAAGAAAGCCGCCAUGGCCGAGGCGAAAGAGAAGGAAGCGAAGCUGGCAGCUCAACGUGCCGAAAUCGAAGCUGCGCGCCAAAGGGAACUUGAACUUCAGCGACAACUCGCAGCGAUGGGGGAGGACUCUUCCUCCUCGGACGACGACGAGGGUCCGCAACAGAUCACUCCUCAAGCAUCUACCCCUACUCUGGGUAGCAGUCAGCUUGGCAGUCAGGAAUUGGAGCGCAAAGCCACUCCACCUCCUGCCCCCGCGCCGGCUGUAAUCUCUCCUCCUUCGGUCGCCAGUCCACCUUCAGAGACGGAAAGCCGCAACCCAUACCGCCGGAUGUUAUCCCAGUCCUCGGAGUCUUCUGCGGCCCCUUCUGCGCCUACUCCAGCUGCUCCCGCCGCUCCGCCGCCGCCACCACAGCCAGAAGUAUCUACUAAUCCGUUCUUCCGAAUAACCCAGGAGGCCAAAGCAGCACCGCCUCCUUCUCGAAAGCGACCGGACACAGAUGAUGAGUGGGGUUCUGGAAGCGAGGAUGAUGAGGAUUCGGAUGAUGAGCGUCCGGCCGCCGGCGCUGCUCAGCUAGCAUCUCUCCUCUUCGGCUCCAUGGGUCCUCCUCGACCACUAUCGGCUACGGGUGAUAAAUCUGCUGGAGCUUCGCCGGUUGUGACUUCAACACCAUUCAGUCCUCCACCUACAGGAGAGACUGCAGGAUCGCCUGCCGCACCUCCGCCGCCGCCACCUAUGCCAGAGGCAGGCGCAGGAGCUCCUCCGCCACCACCCCCGCCGAUGCCUGACUUCGGGGCUCCUGUGGUACCUCCGCCACCCGCGCCGCCAAUUCCGGGAAUGGGUGCUCCUCCACCACCGCCGCCGCCAGCUCCAGGUGCCUUACCAGCUGCUCCUUCUGGUGGUGGUAGACCCGCCGGUUUCUUAGCCGAGGUUCGCAUGGGUAAAGCGCUGAAGAAGACCCAGACGAAGGAUAGGAGCGGUUCAGGUUUAGCCGGCCGAGUUUUGGAUUAAGGAUAGUCAAGCCUGUUCGCUGUUGGACGGGCUUAGCUAUAUGAGGUAUCCCGAGAUCCACAUAUAACUCUGCAGGUAAAGGUCUUGGAUGGGUCAGAUUGUAUGAGUGAGUGUUGUAACUACUUAACAUAGCGGAUGUUUUCCGACGGCCUUGGCUUACGGCAAGAAGAUUUGCUAGCGGACAAACAUGAGACUUUGUUUUCUUCGUUCGAUGAGUAGUAAUAUACCUAGUAUUAGGUAUAUACUGACUGUAUUUAUUUAAUUUCAUUGUAGAGGAGAGUACAGGUACCUUUACUCUACCGAAAGUUAAAAGAUGUCUAUAUCAUAUGUUGUUGACUACCUGA